CGGCGCCUGGUGCGCAUGCGCGUCCGGGCAAAGCCUAGCAAGCAGGCAAGCAGUCUCUCCCUAAUGUAAGAUGGUGGCCGGUCUGUCGGCGGCGGAGCAGCGCGCAGAGCCAAGAGAUUACCCGUCUCUCACAUAAAAAAAGGAAGAAGAGGGAAGAAGGAGGAGGAGCUGCUCCCAGAGAGAGAGCGAGAGAGAGGAAAGAAGGAAGGAAGAAAAGAAGAUAGCCAGCCGGCAGCAGAGAGCGCGCGCCGCCGCCCCCGCCGCCGUGGAGCAGGGACGACGAGGCCGAUCUGCAAGUGUCUCCUUAGUUUUCUCUGCUGACCUUCCUCCUCCCUUAAGUUAUUAUAUAUUUUUUUGCUGCUGUGUGAAAACAGAGAUGUCUCGCAGCCCAGAUGUGAAGGAAGACCCUGUGGAAUGCCCCCUUUGCAUGGAGCCGCUGGAGAUUGAUGACAUAAAUUUCUUCCCUUGCACCUGUGGUUACCAGAUCUGUCGCUUCUGUUGGCAUCGUAUUCGCACAGACGAGAAUGGGCUUUGCCCUGCUUGUAGAAAGCCAUAUCCAGAAGAUCCAGCAGUGUAUAAACCACUCUCCCAAGAAGAGCUGCAAAGGAUAAAAAAUGAAAAGAAGCAGAAACAAAAUGAGAGAAAACAGAAGAUAUCAGAGAAUCGUAAACAUCUGGCCAGUGUACGGGUAGUACAGAAGAAUCUUGUCUUUGUAGUAGGCUUAUCCCAGCGCCUAGCAGAUCCAGAGGUUUUGAAAAGGCCAGAGUAUUUUGGGAAAUUUGGUAAAAUACACAAAGUUGUAAUCAACAACAGCACAUCAUACGCAGGCUCACAGGGGCCAAGUGCAAGUGCAUAUGUAACCUACAUCCGGUCAGAAGAUGCACUCAGAGCCAUACAGUGUGUCAAUAAUGUAGUAGUAGAUGGAAGAACACUUAAGGCAUCUUUAGGUACCACAAAAUACUGCAGUUACUUUCUGAAGAAUAUGCAGUGUCCAAAACCAGACUGUAUGUAUCUACACGAACUAGGGGAUGAAGCCGCCAGUUUUACAAAAGAAGAAAUGCAGGCUGGCAAGCAUCAGGAAUAUGAACAGAAGUUACUACAAGAACUAUAUAAGUUAAAUCCCAACUUCCUCCAGUUGUCUACAAAUGCAGUUGACAAGAACAAGAACAAAGUGACUUCACUACAGAGACCCAACAGUAAUAACAAAGAUGCCUGGCCAUCAUUACUGAGUUCAAGUAAAUCAGUCAACGGCUUAACAAUGGAACACAGGAAAACGCCUCCUAUUUUAGAAAAUGGCACAGACUCAGAACAUAUGACUCCAGAUGGUCCAGAUUCAGAUUUCGGCCCUGUCGACAAACCUUCAGAUUCUCUUAGUAUAGGAAACUGUGACAAUUCACAACAGAUAUCAAAUAGUGACACACCUUCACCACCACCAGGCUUAUCAAAAUCAAAUUCAGUCAUCCCCAUCAGUUCGUCAAAUCAUAGUGCACGAUCUCCCUUUGAAGGAGCUAUCACAGAAUCUCAGUCCCUUUUUUCUGACAACUUCCGGCAUCCCAAUCCAAUUCCAAGUGGACUCCCCCCGUUUCCCAGUUCCCCACAGACAUCCAAUGACUGGCCCAUGGCACCAGAGCCACAGAGCCUCUUCACGUCAGAAACCAUCCCAGUAUCCUCCUCUACAGACUGGCAAGCGGCGUUUGGAUUUGGUUCAUCCAAACAGCAAGAAGAUGACUUGGGGUUUGAUCCCUUUGAUAUCACCCGCAAAGCCUUAGCAGACCUGAUCGAGAAGGAACUGUCAGUCCAAGACCAGCCUUCCCUCUCGCCCACGUCUCUCCAAAACCCUUCCCCACACACUACAACCGCCAAAGGGUCAGGCUCUGGAUUUCUGCAUCCUGCUGCACCCGCAAAUGCCAACUCUCUCAAUAGCACAUUUUCAGUUUUGCCACAGAGGUUCCCACAAUUUCAACAGCAUCGAGCAGUUUACAACUCCUUCAGUUUUCCAGGCCAAGCAGCUCGCUAUCCAUGGAUGGCCUUCCCACGCAAUAACAUCAUGCACUUGAACCACACAGCAAAUCCCCCUUCAAAUAGUAAUUUCUUGGACUUGAACCUCCCACCACCACAUGGCACAGGUCUAGGAGGGAUCCCUAUAGCAGGUUUAUGGGCCAGUCUUCUUCAGCACAGACCAGCUUAGACCAUAGUGAAGCUGAAGAAAAAUGGCAAUGGCAUUUCAAAGAAGUGGACUAUCUUUUGAAGGAUAGAAUGCCAGCAAUUAUUCCACAUGGUCAUCUGAAAUGGAAAAAAAAAAUCUGUUAAAAGACAAUUUGUGGCCCGUAAUGGAGAAGACAGUGAUGAAGAAUUGAGGGCAGAUCAGCACGCAAAGGCUUCUAUCAUAUUGGCAAAACGUGGCUGAUAAGGACUUCACCCUUGAUUAUGUGUCUGCAAGGCUCUUAAAUCAGGAAAAAAGACUAAAUUUUGAGUCAUCCUGCAAAGAAGAUCAGCGUGUUGAAAUGCCAGGAAAGGCUAAUGAAGCUGUGAGUAGCCAAGAAUACACAUGGGUGUUCAAUGUGAGAAAAUGUUUUGGGUGUGGAGCUGUGAAUUGCAUAAUUAAAGAUUGCCCCAGGAAUAAGAACAGAAGAAAAGGAGACCACCAAGGCUACUGAAGGCAACAAGAAAGGAACGACCACCACACUGCAUUUACUGUGCUGAGGGAAGGAGAUGCCAGAAGUGAAAAGAAAUGGCUUCUUGACUCAGCUUGUUCUGAACAUAUAGUAAAUUCUAUGGAGUUGUUUGAUGAAAGGAAGACCAGAACUGGUAAUAUUGCUCUGGCAAAUGGUGCUCAUGUAAAGUGUAACUGAGUUGGUAAAGUGUACAUUCCUUGUUUUAAGGAAAAAUGUGAACAAUGUUCUAUGUGUACCAGAACUGAAAUUUUGUUUAUUGAAUGCAGCUAGGUUAACCCAAGAUGGGUACAAAGUUGAGUUUAAAUGCACAAGGGUGCGAGUGUAUUUAAAUGACCAAGUAUACACAGAGGGUGAAGUAAUGAGAACUUAUAUGUUAUGUUGAACAAAUGGAAAAAAGAAAAUGUGUUAAAUGUUUCUAAUACUAAAAUGUCCCAAUACAUGAUAAUUAUGUUCAUUAUUUACAUAGGGUAAUAGGACACGGUAGUUUUCAAAAUAUUUUUAAAAACAUGCAGAAGUGGCAGAUCUUAAUUUAAAGUGCUGCAAGAAAUUCCUAGACUUUUUGGUGUGUUCUAGGAUUAAAAUAAAAACAUGCCCUAUACCAAAAGUUUAGCAAGAUAAUGUCUGAAGGUGAUAAGACAUGACUGUGGAGACAAGGGAACAACAGAGAUGCCGGCUUCUGGGUUUUUUUUUUUUUGGGGGGGGGGGGUUAGCCCUGUGACUACUGGACAUAAGAAAGAUGGAACAUUGCCCAGUAUUUCAACAGGAAUUGUUGGAGGAGAUCUCACUUGAGUUAAGAAACCUGGUUGCAUGAUAAAAAUAGAUAAGAUAGAAUAUACAGUAGAGUCUCACUCUAAACGGGCCAGCAGAAGCUUGGAUAAGUGAAUAUCUUGGAUAAUAAGGAGGGAUUAAGGAAAAGCCUAUUAAACAUCAAAUUAGGUUUUGAUUUUACAAAUUAAACACCAAAACAUCAUGUUAUACAACAAAUUUGACAGAAAAAGUAGUUCAAUACGCAGUAAUGUUAUGUUGUAAUUACUGUAUUUACGAAUUUAGUACCAAAAUAUCACGAUGUAUUGAAAACAUUGACUACAAAAAUGGCUUGGAUAAUCCAGAAGCUUGGAUAAGUGAGGCUUGGAUAAGUGAGACUCUAUUGUAAGUGAAUUAAAUUUUGUAUGAUGACAUUAUUACUUUUAAAAUGUAUUAAAUACCUUUGAAUUAAUACUUCUAAUGGACUAUGAUAUGAGAAAAUGUGAUUAGAGAUAAAGAAAUGGAUGUAGUGAUACUUUAUAAAAUAUAAUAUACUUACAGAUUUUAGUAGAACAUUUAGUGGUAUAUGGUGAUAUUAAAAUGGUUUGAUUUGCAAAGAGGGAAAAUUUAACAGUAUUUAAUGAACCAGGCUGAAUACCACUAAGAAAAAAGGGAAAUGAUAUAUAACCUCCUGGGGAGGAAUAAGAAAAAAAGGAUAAGAAGAAUGUGAUUUUGGUUUUGAAAAAUAGCAAGAUUUAGGGCACUGGAAGGAGAGAGUAUUUGGAUUUGUACUUAAAUUUGGAACAAUUGUAUUUUUAUAUAGCCACCAAAAAGGGGAAUGGAAAUCAUAUUUUACCUCCAUGUUAUAUCUUUAUAUCUCUUACACUGGGUCUGCUGUACCCUCAGGGAUCCAGUUCCAGAAUACAUCCACAUGAGAAUUUGAAAAAAAAAAAACAUGGAUGAUCAUACCCCAUAUUAUUAAAUGGCAGGGACAUACACUUCAAUAUGUCCAUGUUUGUAUUACUGCCAUUUAAUAAUAUGGACCAUGAUUAUAAUUGGUUGGUUGAAAUUACGGGUUUAGAGGAUCUUCUGUACUACUUCUUUCUUUUUUGUAUUUUUCUUUUUUUAAGGUUUUCAUCUAUUUUUAUAAUUUGAAAUAUUUUUAAAGGAUACAUGACCAUCAUUCUUGUGAAGCAUGUUAGCAGAAAAUAAUAUUACUCCACCCUUAUUAUUAGAAGGUAAUUUAAUUAUAACAAUCCAAAGAAUUUUAUACUUACAUGAAUUUAAUGAAUUUUAAGACGAAGCCAACAUUCAAAUGCAAUUAAUUUAUUAUCUACAUAUUCUAAACAUUUAAAUAGCUUAAUUGAUUCAGCUGUUGAUAGGAGAUGUCUGAAGGAGAGAUGAAAGGAGAUUCUUUUUAUGACAGAUAGGAAACUGCAGAGAGUGACAUGGAAAAAAAUUCAAGUAUUUAACAAGGCAAUUUUAAGCACAUUUUUAAAAUAUUGCAAAUUUUAGCCUUGGAAAAUAGUCAGAAAGUGGUGUAGUAUAACAUAGAAAAUAAGGAUAUUAGAGCAGCAACAGUGAUUUAAAAAAUACCACCUAAAGGGGCUAAAAUUCCUGUGCUUGACAUGUUCAAAUGAUUAAUUAAUUUAGUAUAGGAGUGGUGGAGUAUCAGGAAAAUACAAAUAGUCCCAAUUUCUUUUGACACUUGCAUGCUGAUUUUAAAAAAAACCACAAGAAUUUACCUCCAUGUAGUGCAUUAAGUUCAUUUCAGAAUAUUUGGAUGAGGAACUUGUUUUAAAUUGUUAGCUUACUUUGCCUGUGUUUCUGCUGAACUGGGUGUUGGGAAUGGAAGAGCCGUUAAGCUCUAAUCACCCUCUUUAUGAGAUAAAUUCCCAUUAAAAUAGCAAAGAAUUGCAGCAGCAUGAGACUUACGCAGGUGUGAGUUUGGAAGGCCUCUGUGUCAUCAGGAAGGCAAAAGGGAUGCUUAGUUAGCUUUAAAGUUUAAAAGCAUGUAUUGAGGUAAAAACAAAUUCAUUGAUGGAUAGAAAAGGUUUGGAACUAACUGGCUAAUCUAUCCUGUUCUAAUACACAUAGACAGAUUAAAAUAACAAAGCUCUAGAUAAGCUACAUCUUGACUAAUAGAGGACAGACCUCUGUCCUCUAUGGAACAAAGCAGGAAGCUGGAAUGGCGGUCAGCCUUGUGGGUCGCUUCUUCUCUAGGGCCAUAAACAUUCCAAAGGACCAAAUUGGGGAAGUUACGUCAAAGCCCUAGGAGAGAUCACAUUUCUAGGAACAUCAAAAGGUGGGCUGACCUGAAUAGGAUGGGAAGCAGGAAACAAUGGUGAAUCCUAUCUAGGCAUGCUUUGGAAACGGGGAAAGGAUUCCCUCAAUCUAACUCUAUCAUCUAUCUGACUACAUUUAGACUUGAGUAGUCCAGGAUGAAUCCCAAUACUGGGCACUUAAAGUUUUUGUUUGUUUCAAAGUAGUUCGCAGAUCAUUUAUAGUAGAAGAAACCCAGAUGUCCAGAGCAAUAUAGGGAUAGCAAUUGUUUAUGCUCCACAUUGAAUGAUGAAUAUGCUUUUUAAUAAUGUAUUUUAAAGUUUUGCAUCUGAAGAAUUGAACCUAGGGAUUUGUUUUGCUGUAGGCUGCUGAUAAAAAUUACAAUAAAGCAUCCUGUAUGUCAA
Anolis carolinensis (green anole) is the source of this 6106-nucleotide messenger RNA. RefSeq names its product CCR4-NOT transcription complex subunit 4 (gene cnot4). Gene Ontology annotation, molecular function: RNA binding; metal ion binding; ubiquitin-protein transferase activity. The coding region runs from base 377 to 2188 and encodes 603 amino acids. The record is from RefSeq and is a predicted model, not a curated record. The transcript is spliced from 12 exons. Gene Ontology annotation, biological process: protein ubiquitination. Gene Ontology annotation, cellular component: CCR4-NOT complex. NCBI's taxonomy places the organism in Eukaryota, Metazoa, Chordata, Lepidosauria, Squamata, Anolidae.